AGGGCGGAAGUCGAUGUCCCAGCGGAAGUGGCUCCUGCAAGGGCGGAAAGCAGUGCGGCCGGGGUCCUAGCUGGGGUUCCGUCCACGCUAGGCCGCCGCUAUGGAACUCAGCGCCGACUACCUCCGAGAGAAGCUGCAGCGGGACCUGGAGGCGGAGCACGUGGAGGUGGAGGACACGACUCUCAACCGCUGCUCGUCCAGCUUCCGAGUCCUGGUGGUGUCGACCAAGUUCGAGGGGAAGCCGCUGCUUCAGAGACACCGGCUGGUGAACACGUGCCUAGCCGAAGAGCUCCCGCACAUCCAUGCCUUUGAGCAGAAAACCCUGACUCCAGAGCAGUGGGCUCGUGCGCGGCAGAAAUGAGGGACCAGCACCAGCACAGCCAUUAAAUUAUGAAUCAGAGCCAGCUUCUGUGUCAGCAUGUUGUCUGUGGGAGGAUGGGAGGGAUGCUGAGCCUAGGGCCCAGCUUUCCCCUGCCCUGCCACUGUCAUUGUGUUACCUUGGACAUGUCCCUCUCCCUAUGUAAAAUGAGUGUUCCCACUUGUAAAAUGAAAAUUCUAUCCUUAAAGUUUUU
Molecule: messenger RNA, 572 nt
Organism: Cynocephalus volans (Philippine flying lemur)
Lineage: Eukaryota; Metazoa; Chordata; Mammalia; Dermoptera; Cynocephalidae
Gene: BOLA2B
Product: bolA family member 2B
Exons: 3
Coding region: 101-361 (86 amino acids)
Biological process (GO): intracellular iron ion homeostasis
Cellular component (GO): nucleus; cytosol
Molecular function (GO): 2 iron, 2 sulfur cluster binding
Source: RefSeq, a predicted model, not a curated record